UAAGCCUAUCAGCAGAGGAAUCAAACACAACAUUCCAAAUUUAGACAUGUCGUAAAUUAUACAUGAUAACUUUAUUUUCUCCAUUGUGGUCAGUUGGUGGUUCGUGGAAUUUUAAUCCAGUCUUGGCGCAUUUUCGAAUUUGGGUUUUGCUGCAAAUCGGUUAAUUGUAGCGAAGGGUCAGUGACAGAUCCAUUUCCUUCGAAGUUCCGCAAGCGGAGCAAUUUUCUUGCUAAUGGAGUGAGUUAACAACGGGGGCUCGAUACGUGUUUUAAUUGGGUACUCGAUUUGCUUAGUACGGUCCUGAGUUACUGUUCACGCUCAACAGGCGUAUCCGUGAGUCUUCCUGCGUAUUUCGACAAAUAGUCAGCAACGUGAAUGUGGUGUUAUUUAUGUGCUCCAAAGCGAUUUUCAAUGAUUUUCCCGAUAUCGACCUGAACGGCAGCAUCUCGCAGAAAUGGAGGCGGUUACGUAACUGCUGCGCCUCCUUGCGGGGCAUCAGCACCCAAAGCAGCCCCGAGGCGUCUCGGGACACCCUCCUCAAUAGUCCUAGUCCGCGAAUUCUAGUCAGUACUCCGCACCCGCACGCCACUUCGUCGCUGCGCCUCCCCGGGGCGAAGAAGAACAGCGUCCAGGACGUCCUGCGGGCGAAGCUGAGCCGCAUCCAUGUGGGGCUCCGCAAGCGCCGGGCCUUGUCCGUUCAGGAGUUCUUCCACAGCCCGACCCACGAGCCCCAGCAGCCCCAGCCCACGUUCUACGUCCCUUCGCCCGUCUCGCCCGACUCGGGCUCCGCCUCGCUCCCGACCAUCGACUGCGAUCACCCGGAGGAGAAGGUGCAGACGCGGCGAAGGGCGCGCUCACGCCAAAGAACAGUCAAUUCGGUGAAUUUAACUCGGGAUUACGGCUAUGAUAGUGAGAGUCAAGGGUACGAUUCCCUCCCGUAUGAGCCGCCCCCUGACUACGACCUGGACGAAAACCAAGCAACGAGGCGCUGGUCGGUGGUUGGGAGUAUUCUUCAUAAGAAUAACCAAGAUAACAAAACGAAGAAUCUAAUUAAGUUAGAAAAUGUAAAUAUUAAAAUUCCCAAAACGAAGCUUAAGUUUGAACGGGCGAGAUCGCAUUCGCCCAACAAGAAUAAAUACCAGACGAAGCCAAUUAAAAGUGAAGCCGACACGAGAAAUUUUAAUUCCAAAGUUGUUACCUCCAAAAGCCAUUAUGAACUUAUGAGUGCUAAACAAAGGCCGGAUGUUGGACAAAAUGGUGAAUGUGAACGGAUGAGUAGCGACCAUAAACAGGACUGGAUUGAGGAGCUCGAGGAGAUCGAGGAAGAGGAAGAGAGCAAGUUCUGCACGCUCCCUCGCGGAGGCGGCAGUACGUUUACGAUAAGACAGGUUGUUUUCCAAAAGGGCCCCGGUUACAAGGCUUUAGGUUUUAGCAUCGUCGGAGGGAGGGACUCUCCGAAAGGCAGCAUGGGAAUUUACGUAAAAACUAUCUUUCCUAACGGUCAGGCAGCAGAUAGCGGGACUUUAAAAGAAGGUGAUGAAAUUUUGGCUGUUAACAGUAAACCCCUCCAUGGAGCUUCGCACCAGGAAGCUAUCGCCGUUUUCAAGCAAAUCCGUUCAGGUCAAGUGCUGCUUCACAUAGGGCGGCGCGUUGCGAAAAAACCGCGCGAGAGAGUUGCUUAAGGAAACGUCUUCUCGAUUCUAUGUAUUCCAAAGACUAUUUAGUAUAAGCGUUUUAUGUAGAUAUCUUACCCUAAUGUUUUUUAUACUGCUAAUAAACAUUUAAAUCGCUGGUUUA
Molecule: messenger RNA, 1797 nt
Organism: Tribolium castaneum (red flour beetle)
Lineage: Eukaryota; Metazoa; Arthropoda; Insecta; Coleoptera; Tenebrionidae
Product: pro-interleukin-16
Exons: 4
Coding region: 390-1682 (430 amino acids)
Molecular function (GO): protein binding
Source: RefSeq, a predicted model, not a curated record